AAAACUUCCGUCGCUGUAGUGACGCGCCGCUUCCUGUAGGACUGAAAGUUUACCGCAGAAGCUGACAUGAAGAGAACAGUGUUGCCCCCCGUGGGUCCUGAUGACUUGCCCCUGCAUCUGCUGGAGGUGGGAUGCUCUGGAAAUUUCGAGCUCAUCACACAUCCACUGCCUAAGAACAUGGCAAUACCUCCAUUGAACACGCUCCCCCAUGGGUUGCCCCCUGUAUGUCUGGAUUUAAAAGCAGAGGUGGAGAAGCGUUUUCUCAGUGAUCCCGGUUGGCUCCCGAUACAUGAUAUAGACGAAGCCUUUCAAAAGUUCUCCAAGGUAUGCAAAAGAAACAUAGAUGUGGAUUCUCUUCUGCACGCUCCUCUGACUCCACUUCACACUGAACUGUCUGUGGUCAGAGACCCCACUACUGGAAUGCUGCUGGGUUUCACUGAGGUACCAUUAGAUAACACAGGGUUGUCUGCGAAGAAUUCACUGUCAUUACAAAGACAGCCAGGACCUCCGUCAGAGAGCCUGAGAGGGAGUAACACAAACUACCCGUUUCUGCCAGGUGGAAUGGAAGAACUGACAUUAGAGCAGAUCAAACAGAAAUCAGACAAGGAAGAGGACAUUGACUUUGAAAAUGAUUUGUUGACUGUCGCUCCUGGAAUGAAGGCUGGUAUGGACUUCCGUAAUAAAGAAACCAAACCCAAGAAGAGCGAGGUGAAUCUUCUAUCACUCCUGUCCAGUUUCGAUGAUGUCAUCGACACCCUCACGGAGGACAAAGACGAAGUCCCACUAAAAGAAGAAGCCCCUAAACUUCCCAGAACCAACAGCCUGGAGGACCUGGAAACUAAGGUUUUGGACUUGUCUAUUUCUCAACCUUCUGCAAACACCGUUGGCGGAACUGAACGGAAGAAGAAAACACAAGCAGAAGAGAAGGAAGAAAAGAAAAAAUGGGCCAUUCCUGUGGAUGUCUCUUCGCCCUGUGGGGACUUUUACAAACGCAUCCCUGAUCCAGCAUUCAAGUAUCCCUUCGAACUGGACGUGUUUCAGAAGCAGGCUAUUCUUCGUCUGGAGGCACAUGAUUCUGUUUUCGUUGCGGCUCACACCUCAGCUGGCAAGACUGUAGUGGCAGAGUACGCGAUUGCACUCUCUCAGAAACAUAUGACCAGGACCAUCUACACGUCUCCCAUUAAGGCCUUGUCCAAUCAGAAGUUUCGGGACUUCAAGAGCACAUUUGGUGACGUAGGGCUAUUGACUGGAGAUGUCCAGCUGAACUCAGAGGCCUCUUGUCUUAUUAUGACCACUGAGAUUUUGAGGUCUAUGCUGUAUAACGGGUCAGAGGUCAUUCGAGACCUGGAAUGGGUCAUUUUCGACGAGGUUCACUACAUCAAUGACGCAGAGAGGGGAGUGGUGUGGGAGGAAGUGCUCAUCAUGUUGCCAGAGCAUGUUAGCAUCAUCCUGCUGAGUGCUACAGUGCCCAACGCAGUGGAGUUCAGUGAAUGGAUCGGUCGUAUUAAGAAGCGGCACAUCUAUGUGAUCAGCACAGUUAAGAGGCCUGUCCCUCUGGAGCACAAUCUGUAUACCGGCAACAGCACCAAGACUCAGAAAGAGCUCUUCCUGUUGCUUGAUGCCAGUGGAAGCUUCCUCACCAAAGGCUACUAUGCCGCAGUGGAGGCCAAAAAGGAACGCACCAGUAAACACGCACAAUCUUUCGGCGCCAAGAACGCGUCACACAACACAACAGCCAGUCAGGAUCGAGCAGUGUGGCAGACGCUGCUGAACUAUCUGUCUCAGCGGCAGCAGACUCCGGUGGUGGCGUUCACAUUCUCACGGACGCGCUGUGAUGAAAACGCCCGCUCGCUGACCUCUCUGGAUCUGACCAGCUCAGUGGAGAAGAACGAGAUUCACUCCUUCGUACAGAAGAGUCUGAACAGACUGAGAGGAGGCGAUCGCCAGCUGCCGCAGAUCCUGUCAAUGCGGGACUUGCUGAAGAGAGGGGUUGGUGUUCACCACAGCGGCAUCCUGCCGAUCCUGAAGGAGGUUAUAGAGAUGCUCUUCUCUCGAGGUUUAGUGAAGGUGUUGUUUGCAACUGAGACGUUCGCCAUGGGCGUAAACAUGCCCGCCAGAACAGUUGUGUUCGACAGCAUCCGAAAACACGACGGCACGGGUUUCAGAAACCUGCUGCCUGGUGAGUAUAUUCAGAUGGCGGGCCGGGCCGGCAGGAGAGGUUUGGACGCUACAGGAACUGUCAUCAUCCUCUGUAAGGCUGGAGUUCAUGAUAUGGCUGAUCUUCACACCAUGAUGCUGGGGAAACCGACAGUGCUUCAGUCUCAGUUCAGAUUGACUUACACGAUGAUCCUGAACCUGCUCCGUGUGGAGGCGCUGAGGGUCACAGACAUGAUGAGGAGAAGCUUUUCUGAGAACCAUAGAGAUACACAGGCCAAUGAGAAGAGAAUAAGUGAGCUGAGACACACGCUCUCCUCUCUCCCUCCACUGGACACAGAGGGACAGUUAUCUGAUAUACUGUCAUAUUACCACACCAUCACAGAGCUGCGCAUCACCACAGAAACCCUGCAGCAAGCUGUUCUGGAGUCAGUGAAUGGACUCAAAGCGCUGUCUGUUGGGAGAGUGGUGAUAGUGAACAACACCCAGCACCACAAUGCCCUGGGAGUCAUUCUACAGGUGUCCAGUGAUUCUGUAAAUCGGACGUUCACUACUCUCAUUAUCUGUGAGAAGGGCAACGAGGAGCCUUCAGAUAAUCAGUCUAAUAAAUCUACAGCUCACAUCUACAGCUCUACACUGUUUAUUCCAGAGGGCCCGUGCAGUCAUACAGUGCAGAAACGGAAGUUGCAGGACAUCUCCGCCAUCACAACUAAAACCCUCAAGGUCAUUCCAGAAAGAAUCAUUGACAACUACAAUAAAAGACUGCAGCCACGCUUCAAACUUGAUCCACCAGGUCAGGCCAUUUCAACAGCGACCCAAGAGCUCCUGCGUUUAGCGGAGGCCAAUCCCAAUGGCAUAGUGACCUUUGACCCCGUGAAUGACCUGCACCUGAAGGCUGUGGAUGUGGUGGAAGGCGUGUUGAGACAACGAGUGUUACAGGACAGCAUCAAAAACUUCCACUGCAUCCACUCGCCCACCUUCACUGCACAGUUUGCACGUGUGCAAGAGAGGAUGAGUGUUCAGGAAGAGCUGGACAAGCUCAUGUUCCUGGUGUCUGAUCAGUCAUUGACUCUGCUGCCUGAGUACCAUCAGAGAAUCAAGGUGUUGGAGGCUCUGAAGUAUGUGGACAGCACUGGGGCAGUUCAGUUGAAGGGACGUGUGGCGUGUCAGAUCAGCAGUCAUGAACUGUUACUCACUGAACUGUUGUUCGAGAACACCUUGAGUCCUCUUGCCCCCGAGGAGAGCGCCGCCCUGCUGUCCUGCCUCAUCUUUACACAAAAUACCCAGAUAGAGCCGCACAUCACCAACACUUUACAGGAGGGCAUCAAUCAAGUGCUUUCUGUGGCGCAGCGUAUUGGUGAGCUCCAGAGGGAUUGUGGGAUAGCUCAGACCGCUGAAGACUUUGUGUCCCAGUUCAAGUUUGGCCUGACUGAAGUUGUGUACUGCUGGGCAAGAGGCAUGCCAUUUGCUGAGAUCGCUGAGUUGACAGACGUGCAGGAGGGGACGAUCGUUCGCUGCAUUCAGAGGCUGGAUGAGGUCCUGAAGGAAGUGAGGCAGGCCGCUCGCAUCGUCGGCGACUCCGUCCUCGGCAGCAAGAUGGAAAAAGCUUCGCUAGCCAUACGCAGAGACAUUGUGUUCACUGCUUCGCUCUACACACACUGAGAGAAGAAAAUAUUGUGGCAUUUUGUGCGUGUAUGAAAUGGGAGUGUAGAGAAUAAGUACCUACAAAACUUUACUUGAACUACUGAGUGCAUGUUUACAUGAAUUGUGUUUGCACUCCUGACCAAAGUUGUGAACUCAGUCUGACAUGGUUGUUGACGUCAAUGAUGAACUGUUAUUACAGUAUUUAUAUACAGCAAUAAAAUAAGCUGUGAAUGAAGUGCUGUUGGACACUGGUUUCAUCCAUAUGAAAAGGUCUAAGGUUUGGCGAAGUUGUGAUGAUGUUUUGUUAUGAAUUGUGACGUACAUCUGAGCGUAAUGAGAAAAAUGUGGGGCGGGGUUUGGUUUCAUUCUUCAGGAAUUUAUUUCAUUAAAGAUUAUGAGGGCACAUAAAAAAGACCCGCACGGAUAAAUCAGUUAUAAUAAAUACAGCAAUGUUAUAAAUGAGAAUCAGCAUUUUUUAUUUCACGGUGACUUAAAAAUAACUGCAGUGAUAUUUUAAUGUGAAGGACAUUAUGCAUUUCACCAUAGUAGUAAAAUUACAAAGGUAGUCAAGGUGCCCCAGAACAUUCUUCAAAAUAUCUUCUUUUGCGGUAAACGGAGCAAAGCAAUUUUUCCUACCAUGGUAGUUAAGGGUGGCCAAGAACUGUUUGGUUUCAGGUGUCCUUCCAAGUAUCUUUCUCCGUGUUCAUCAGAACAAAGAAAUGUAUACAGAUUUGGAAAAACUUGAGGGCGAGAAAAUCAAGACAGAAUUUUCAUUUAUGGGUCAACUGUUCCUUUAAGAUUUCUAACUUGUUAAUUCUAUAAAAUGAUUGAAGGUGUUUCGUAUCACAGUCAAUGUGUCUGUUUUCAACAAUUCUUUAAAUUGGUUAAAAAAAGUUUGCAGAUUUGUUUGCUUGGUUGCCCACUUAACAAUAAAAUCAC
Messenger RNA from Triplophysa rosa, 4737 nucleotides. RefSeq names its product SKI2 subunit of superkiller complex (gene skic2). Bases 67 to 3816 code for a protein of 1249 amino acids. The transcript has 29 exons. Lineage: Eukaryota; Metazoa; Chordata; Actinopteri; Cypriniformes; Nemacheilidae. The record is from RefSeq and is a predicted model, not a curated record. Gene Ontology annotation, cellular component: Ski complex. Gene Ontology annotation, molecular function: RNA helicase activity; RNA binding; ATP binding. Gene Ontology annotation, biological process: nuclear-transcribed mRNA catabolic process, 3'-5' exonucleolytic nonsense-mediated decay.